AUGGCGUCCAUGCUCUGCUGCUCCCCGGUGCCCGCGGCGACCGCAGGCCACGGCGCCGCCGGCGGUGGCGUGGUGCAGCCGUUCGCGCCGCGGAGGAAGGCGCACGUGUGCCCGGCGGCGCCGGCCGUAGCCAUGAAGGAUGAUCCCUCCUCGGCGUCGUCGUCGCCGGCGGGGGUGGCGGCCGUUUCUCCUUGGUGCUGUGACGGUGGCGGCGCGGUAGACGGUGCCGAGACGACGACGACGACGAGUUUGGCACCGGCGAAGAAGAAAAAGAAGGCGGCGGCGGCGAGGUGGAGGCCGCCGAGGCUGGUGGUGCCCGCAGUGGCUGACGCCGACGAGGCUAUGGUGCGGGAGGCGAUGGCGAUGGCGGCGGCGGCGGCGGCGAGGGCGGAGAAGGAGGAGGUGGUGGUGGAGGGAGAAGGGUUUUGGUUGGCGAGUAGGAGAGGAGCGAGGCAUGCAAUGGAGGAUGGCUAUGGAGUGAUCACUCACAAAAUUGCGGGAGAUUCCCAAUUGGCGUUCUACGGUGUCUACGACGGCCACGGCGGCCGCGCGGCCGUGGACUUCGUCGCCGGCCGCCUCGGCAGCAACGUCGUCGCCGCCGCCGCCACCGCGGCGGCGGAGAAGCAAAGAUCAGAUGACGACGAAGCAUCGUCGUCGUCGUCGUCGCCGCCGGCGGCGGCGGCCGACCACGUCGCGGCGGCGAUCAGGGCGGCCUACCUGGCCACCGACGGCGACUUCCUGAGCCAGGGCACAAGAGGCGGUGCAUGCGCCGCGACGGCGCUGGUGAUCGACGGCGACCUCUACGUUGCCAACCUCGGCGACUGCCGCGCCGUGCUGAGCCGCGACGGCGCCGCCACCGCCCUCACCUCCGACCACACGGCGGCGAGAGACGACGAGAGAACCCGCAUCGAGACCUCGGGCGGGUACGUGAGCUGCGGUAGCAGCGGCGGCGGCGGCGGCGUGUGGCGUGUGCAGGACUGCCUGGCCGUGACGCGGGCGUUCGGCGACGGCGGCCUCAAGCGGUGGGUGGUGGCGGAGCCGGAGGUGACCAGGACGGCGCUCGCCGCCGGCUGCGAGUUCCUCGUCAUCGCCUCCGACGGCCUCUGGAACAAGGUGCCCAACCAGGAGGCCGUCGACGUCGUCGCCGCCGCCGCCGUCCACUCCGUGGACUCGUGCCGGCGGCUGGUGGACAUGGCGCGGCGGAGAGGGAGCAGAGAUGACAUCACCGUCAUGGUCGUCGACCUCAAGAGGUUUCUCAGCUGCUGAUCGAUGAAUCGCUGACUGAUUAAUUACCAACUAACCUUAAUUAGUUAGGAGUUCAAUUAAUUAAUUGAUGUGUUAAUUGAGAGGUGUGAAUUAAUGCAAGAGUUUGCAUCUUGCACAGAUCGAUGGCAUGCAUAUGAGAAGAUUGUAAAUAUGUAGCCUCUUUUGUUUGAUGCUUUUCCUUUUACAUUUUUUGAGGCAAUAAUUUUUUAAUGUACAUGCAUGUACUAUAUUUCUAGCUAGGAUGUAGUAUGAUGAGCUAAUAGCAAUGAGGCACUACCUCUCCUUUUGUAAAUAUAAUACAU
This is a messenger RNA of Oryza brachyantha (malo sina), 1568 nucleotides long. RefSeq names its product probable protein phosphatase 2C 74. Bases 1 to 1266 code for a protein of 421 amino acids. Lineage: Eukaryota; Viridiplantae; Streptophyta; Magnoliopsida; Poales; Poaceae. Gene Ontology annotation, biological process: protein dephosphorylation. Gene Ontology annotation, molecular function: protein serine/threonine phosphatase activity; cation binding. The record is from RefSeq and is a predicted model, not a curated record. The transcript is spliced from 4 exons.